AUGGCGCGCCAGUUCAUCUAUCAUAUGCACGGCCUCUCAAAGGCCUAUAACGACAAGAAAGUCCUCGACAAUAUCCACCUCUCUUUCUACCCGGAUGCCAAGAUCGGUAUCCUGGGUCCGAACGGGGCGGGCAAGUCGACGCUUCUGAAGAUCAUGGCCGGUCUCGACAAGGAGUAUUCCGGUGAGGCCUGGGCUGCCGAAGGCGCCAAGGUCGGCUAUCUGCCGCAGGAGCCAAAGCUGGACGAAACCAAGACCGUGAUGGAAAACGUCAUGGAUGGUGUCGCCCACAAACAGGCGAAGAUCGACCGCUACAACGAACUGAUGAUGAACUACUCGGACGAGACCGCCGAUGAAGCUUCCCAUCUUCAGGACGAGAUCGACGCCAAGGACCUGUGGAACCUGGAAAGCCAGGUGGAAAUGGCGAUGGAAGCCUUGCGCUGCCCGCCGUCCGACGCUUCCGUUGAAAACCUGUCUGGCGGUGAGCGUCGCCGAGUUGCGCUCUGCCAGUUGCUGCUGUCCGAACCGGACCUGUUGCUGCUUGAUGAACCGACCAACCAUCUGGACGCCGAAACCGUCCAUUGGCUGGAACGUCAUCUGCGGGAAUUCAAGGGUUCCGUCCUGAUCAUCACCCACGAUCGCUACUUCCUCGACAACGUCACCGGCUGGAUCCUGGAACUCGACCGCGGGCAGGGCAUACCCUACGAAGGCAACUACUCGGUCUAUCUGGAAAAGAAGACCAAGCGUAUGACGCAGGAAGGCCGCGAGAACAUGGCCCGCUCCAGGGCGAUUGCUCGUGAGCGCGAGUGGAUGGGCAUGAGCCCGAAAGGCCGCCAGACCAAGUCGAAAGCCCGUAUCCGGGCCUUUGAUGACCUUCUUUCCGCUCAGGAAGAGCGGCAGCCGUCGAUUGAACAGAUCCUCAUCCCCGUUGGUGAGCGCCUUGGCGCGAAUGUCAUCGAGGUUGACGGUGUUUCGAAGGGCUUUGAAGACCGUCUGCUGAUCGAUGACCUGUCCUUCAAACUGCCGCGCGGCGGCAUUGUCGGUGUGAUCGGCCCGAACGGGGCAGGCAAAUCGACGCUUUUCAAGAUGCUGACCGGUCAGGACAAGCCGGACAAAGGUGCCGUCAAUAUCGGUGACAGCGUGCAACUGGGUUAUGUUGAUCAGUCGCGCGAUGCGCUCAACCCGACCAACACUGUCUGGGAAGAAAUUUCCGGUGGUGCUGAGGUGAUCUACCUUGAUGACAAGGAAAUCAACUCCCGCGCCUAUUGCUCGUCCUUCAACUUCAAGGGCCCUGCUCAGCAGGCAAAAGUCGGCGACCUCUCCGGAGGUCAGCGCAACCGCGUGCAUCUGGCGAAAGUCCUGAAGAAGGGCGCCAACGUGCUGCUGCUCGAUGAGCCGACCAACGACCUCGACACCGAAACGCUGGCCGCGCUCGAAGACGCACUGGAGAACUACGCCGGCUGCGCCGUGGUGAUUUCGCACGAUCGUAUGUUCCUCGACCGUCUGGCCACGCACAUGCUUGCCUUCGAAGGUGACAGCCAUGUGGAGUGGUUCGAAGGCAACUUCGAAGAUUAUGAAAAAGACAAGGUCCGCCGCCUUGGCGCCCAUGCUGCCGACCCGCGCAGGAUCAAGUACAAGCCGCUGACACGCUGA
Messenger RNA from Effrenium voratum, 1650 nucleotides. The record is from the annotation of a GenBank genome assembly. NCBI's taxonomy places the organism in Eukaryota, Dinophyceae, Suessiales, Symbiodiniaceae.